Molecule: messenger RNA, 6062 nt
Organism: Nothobranchius furzeri (turquoise killifish)
Lineage: Eukaryota; Metazoa; Chordata; Actinopteri; Cyprinodontiformes; Nothobranchiidae
Gene: atp8b3
Product: ATPase phospholipid transporting 8B3
Biological process (GO): phospholipid translocation; Golgi organization
Cellular component (GO): plasma membrane; trans-Golgi network
Molecular function (GO): magnesium ion binding; ATP hydrolysis activity; ATP binding
Source: RefSeq, a predicted model, not a curated record
GGCAACCCGGUCUUAUUUGUUAUAAUUGUUAUGAUUGUGGCUUACAUUUUAUGAAAGCCACAAACUCAAAAUCUCAAACAAUUUCAAUUUUGUUCAAAGGUUCAAUAUUCUAGACUCAAAAUGUCACACUCUAAUCAGCUAAUGAAUCCAGAAAAUCUGCAAAGGGUUCCUGAGUCUUCAGAUCAGGGCUAUUGGAGGGCCGGUAUCCAGCACGUUUUGGUUUUAACCCUGCUUCAGCACACCUGGUUUCAAUCAGCUGGUGAUUAACGGGCUUUUGCAGUGACUGAUGAGCUGCUGCACAGGUGAUUCAACCACUGAAUCUAGUGUGUUGAACUAGAUGGCCUCUCAGUCUACGUGGAAUUACUCAAAUUAAUGGACUUUUGCACCAGAUUCUAAUUUCCCCAGUUUCACUUGUUUUGUAAAUACCCAUGCUUGUGUUUGUGAUGGUUUGCUCAGCAACAAUGAAAUGAGUUGAGACUUUCUGCUCUGCAGAACUUUUCUCUAUAAAACUAGACUGAAGGCUUGCUUUUUAAUCAGAUUUGAUUCAGAUGUGCUGGAAAUAUAAAGUAACACGGCUCACAACUGUACAUGUAAGUAAAUACUGGGGAAAACCCGCAAAUAAAAGCAAUGCUUUGGUAUGUCUGAUUACAAGCUUUCACACUCAGGUAAACCAAUACUCCCAUGGCCUCCAUCAUACAAAAGCCCCAUUAUCGCAGCGCUACAAAGAGUUCUCAGGAUACUUCAGAGAUUCAGGUCAGAAAAGAAUCCCUCACUGUGACCAGGAGCACAUUUAGGGAUUCUACAAAAUGCUGGUAGGCUUGACGGCUGCAUCGCUCCUCCUCCAUUCCUGUUUCAGUCUCCUCUCAGGUGAGGGAGCGUGGGGAGUACAGACUGUGAUGCUGUUAUGUGCACCUGGGAGCAGAACAAGGUGUGCCGCCGAUGGGGUCACAUUGCCUCUGCAUAAAGGAAGAAGAUGAAUUUAAAAUGAUUUGUUUUAUGCAAAGCGGUGGCAGAAUACUUUUUUUAUAAAACACGUGCGCCGAUGUCACCAGAGCUCUGUCGACCAUGGCGCUGCUCUUUCACCUCGUUGCAGGUGUUUGAUAAGGACUCAGAAAACAGUCCUGCUAACUUUCUGGGAAUCUGUAGCGCAGCAGAAUACGUAAGCAUCCAGCUCUGGUCAACAUGGAGGCCAAGGAAGACUCUGACUCAGGCUUUACAUGGGAGGUCAGGGCGAACGACCGCUGCCACCAGAGACACAACCAGAAGAAUUCCUUCCUGUGUUUCAGCUGGGGACGACGCUCUGACAACGUGGUGCGCAGCUACAAGUACUCCCCUCUGACUUUCUUGCCCCUGACGCUUUUUGAACAGUUCCAGCGAGCAGCGAACCUCUACUUCCUCCUCAUGCUGGUGUUGCAGUGUGUCCCAGCCAUCUCAUCCAUACCGUGGUACAUCACGAUCAUCCCACUGCUGACCAUACUCUCUGUGAGGGGGACCAAAGACCUUGUCAAUGACAUGGCAAGGAGACGAUGUGACUCUGAGAUUAACUCCCGACCCUGUGACGUACUUUUCUCCCAGAGUUUCAGCACAGCUCAAUGGAAAGAUGUUCAUGUUGGAGAUGUGCUCCGGAUCCACAAAGACCAAGUCAUCCCAGCUGAUCUUCUUCUUCUGUGCAGUUCAGAGCCUCAUAGUCUCUGUCACGUGGAAACAGCUGAUAUUGAUGGUGAAACUAACCUGAAGUACCGACAGGCGCUCAGUGCUACUCACAACUAUCUGACCUCCAACCCGUCAGAGGAGGCUCUUAGUGCCUUUGAUGGUGUUGUGCUUUGCGAGGAACCAAACAAUCGUUUGUACACCUUCAGGGGUCAGCUACACUGGCAGGGGGAGACUUUUCCCCUGGACAGCGAGCACAUUCUCCUGAGAGGAACGGUCUUAAGAAACACGAAGCUUGUCUACGGCCUGGCCAUAUAUACUGGUGCUGACACUAAAAUCCUGAGAAACUGUGGGAAGUUGAGAGUGAAAAGGACUCAACUGGAGAAAAUCUUCAACAAGCUGGUGAUCGGGAUUGUUCUGUCGAUUCUGCUGGUGGCUCUGCUCCUCGCUGUAGGCUGUGGUGUGUUUUCCAGCCAGGUCAUGAGAUGGACACAGGUGCUGUCGGCUCUGGUGGUGGACAACAAUCCAGCCUACACCGGAUUCCUCAUCUACUGGAGCUACAUCAUCCUCCUCGGCCCAGCCAUGCCCAUAACACUCUACAUCACGUUUGAAGUGAUCCACACAAUCCACAGCAAGUUCAUCGGUUGGGAUCUGGAGAUGUAUUGGCAGCAAGGAGACAGGCCGGCCGAGGCCAGAAACACCUCGCUAAGCGAGGAGUUGGGCCAGGUGGGUUACCUGCUAAGUGACAAAACUGGGACGUUGACCCAGAACCGGCUGCUCUUCAGACAAUGCUGCAUCGCCGGAGAGAUCUACGGUGAUGCAUCAGUCAGAGCAGAGGAUGUAGAGCCGAUGGACUUGAGCUGGAAUCCGUUCUCCUGUGGUGGGCUCCACAUGUCUGCCCCCAGCCUGGUGGACAGGCUCAGAGGACAACAGUGUCCACUCAGCAGACACUUCCUCACAGCACUAGCCUUAUGUCACACUGUCACGGCAGAGUGGAAGGAAGUUUCUCCUGUUUACCAGGCAACGUCUCCAGAUGAAGAAGCUCUUGUUGGUGCAGCCAGAGAACUUGGUUGGGUCUUUCUUUGCAGGACAAGAGAUUUCAUCGAGGUGUCCGAGCUGGGUGUCUCCUGCCAGUAUCAGCUGCUGGCACUGUUGGACUUCACCAGCAAAAGGAGGCGCAUGUCGGUCCUGGUGCGAGAGCCAGGCGGUGGGUUAAAGCUCUACUGUAAAGGAGCAGAUUUUGUGAUUCUUGAGAGACUGCAGAGGGACUGUCCUCAUCAGGAAAGCACUGAAAAAGCGCUGGAGAUGUUUGCUGAGGCCUCUCUGAGGACUCUGUGUAUUGCGGUUCGAUCUGUUCCUGAGGCAUCAUGGGAGAAGUGGAGUAAAACCCUUACCCAGUGUUCCAUCAUGGCGACGGCGGAGCGAGACGUCGCACUGGAGAAGCUGUAUGAUGAGAUGGAGAGAGACCUACAGCUUCUGGGGGCUACCGCGAUUGAGGAUCGUCUUCAGGACGGAGUUCCUGAGACUAUUGCUAGGCUCAGAGAAGCUGGAAUUAAAGUAUGGGUGCUGACUGGAGACAAAAAGGAGACUGCUGUGAAUGUUGGAUAUUCUUGUAGACUGCUGGAUCCUGAUUCCAGAUUAUUGGAAUGGCAGGAGCUGAGACAGAUACUCCAGUCGCUGGACCCUCAGGUCAACUUCGACAAAGCCAGGCAGACAGAUCUGUGGGCGGCACACAAGAUCGCCAGAGUCAAAACUUCUGUGGUUCUCACCGGAUCUGAGCUGGCAGAGUUUGACCAGAGACCCGAGUGGGGGGCUUCCUUCAUGAGGCUGGCUAAACAGUGCCAGUCGGUCCUGUGCUGCAGAGUCACGCCCGCACAGAAGGCUGACAUCGUCGCGCUGGUCAGAAAACACACCACCUCGGUCACCCUGUCCAUCGGCGAUGGAGCCAACGACGUAAACAUGAUCAAGACGGCUCACGUUGGAGUGGGACUGGCAGGAGUGGAGGGAGGCCAGGCCGUACAGAAUGCUGACUUUGCAUUAUCCCAGUUCAGAUUUUUACAGAGACUGCUGCUGGUCCAUGGUCGCUGGUCCUAUCGCCGAAUCUCUCUCUUUCUCUGCUACUUCCUGUUUAAGACCUGCGGCUUUGCUCUUGUGCAUGUCUGGUUUGGUUUGUUCAACGGCUUCAGUGCUCAGUCCCUGUACGAGACGUGGUUCAUCGCCCUCUACACCGUGUUUUACACAGCAUCGCCGGUCAUGUGUCAAGCCAUUUUUGAACAGGAUGUGAGUGCAGAAAACAGCCUGAAGUCACCUGAGCUGUACAGGUGUGCACAGAACCAGAACCAGACGGUCUCCAUCACCAUGAAGCUCAUCUUGCACCUUCUGUACGCCGUUUACUCAUCGCUCAUUCUCUUCUUCAUCCCAUUUGGAGUUUUCUUCAACACUCCUUAUGACUACCAGACCAUGGCACUCACCGUUGCCAUGGCAGCAACCUUUGCCGCCACAAUCGAGAUUGUGGUGCUGACCAGGUUUUGGACAAAGUUCAGCAUAGCAGCUGUGUGUGUUUCUCUGGUAUUGUUCUUCAUCUGCACCAGAAUCACCCAAAACGCUCGUCUUUUUGAGAAGUCACCUACCGACUACAGCUUCAUGGGAGUGUCUGACAAAGCUUUUGUUGAUCCAGUGGUGUGGCUCACAGCCUUCCUCACCUCCUGGACCGCUGUCCUGCCCUCAUUCACCAUUCACGCCCUCGGUGUCAUCCUCUCAGUCCACAACAAACACAAGGUCCACAGCACCCCUCUCCAGCCCGUGGCUCUGAGGGCAAACUUCAGGAGAGGAACGCCUCUCCGCCGCUCUUCUUAUGCCAUCUCUCAGGGAGCCGGGCCUGGGCGCUUCAUCAGCUCAGCCACUUCAAUCCGCAGCACUGAGUUGUCCAAGGAUGAGAGCGUGAUUACAACAGGGACUCUGGCAUAAACAAGUAAACUUUAGUAAUCUGAAGGUCUGCACAUCUUCUCUGUUAAGAUGGCACAGAGGGUAAUCCUUCAAAGUGCACACACUGAGGGUACAAAUAUACUGUCUGUUUUUAUACAGUUGUUUUAUGAUCGAUGGUAAUUAUCACGCACUUCUACAGCACUUCAAAGAGCUUUACACUACAGUGAAUCGCUCAUUCACCCGCUAGUGGUGAUGAGCUACAAUGUAGCCACAGCUGCUCUGGGUCUCACUGACAGAGGCGAGGCUGCUGUACACAGACACCACUGUUGGGCAAGUGUCUUGGCAAGGAAACCGCAACAGAUGGAGAGGAGUGCAGUCUGCAUCCCUCUUAUUACUGGUCGGGCACUUUGCUCCUCUGCCACUCUAAAGCUUGGUUUAUGCUUGACGCAUUCACUUUCCGCUUGGUGAUGCGGCUCGGGGAUGGAACGCGCUUCACAACUCGCAGCGUUUAUGGUUCGUGCGUCUCGUCUCUGCGGUGAGCCAAUAUUCUCCCAAACUGAACGGGGCAGCAUGGCGCUCUACGGCAAACAUCCAACACUACACCAUAGUAGAAGUAGAAAUUAGUGUUUACAACAUGGCAUUUCAGCAUUUUUAACAGCGUCCUCGUCUUUUCCGACAGUGCGAGCUAUUUCUCUCCAAGAAUUAUUAACAACAUGUUGAUCACGGCGAUCUCUGAGAGCUGAAUCAUACAAAUGUCUGUAUUUACGAACCUCUGUCAUACUAGUUCUUGCCGGUCCGCCAUGUUUUUCCGCGUCCGAUCAUCUGCGUGGUUAGAAAUUUUCCAAGGUGCGCGUUGCGGAAAUUCUGGGCCAUGCGGAGGCGCGGUGGAGGGGCGUGGUUGUUAAAAUGACGCAACUUUUCCGUGCAGAGCCAUGCGAACCUCGCGGACGCGUCAAGCAUAAACCAACCUUUACUCCCCAAAAAAAUUUUCAUUUCAUUAAAUAUCAUGUUUUUCUUAAUUAACAUUUUUUACUUUUGAAAUGUUGACACUUUGUGGGAGUUAUUUCUUUUUUUUUUAUGUUUCUGAUUCAAGCUGCAACUCAAGACUUGCAAUGUGCACAAGUUCAAGAGAUAAAGGGUUAAAUCUGCCCAGACCUAGAAAUCAAGAAGACCUCUGCUUGGUUUUGAGAUUGCUGACCUGUUCCAAUGGUGAUAAAAAGAAAAAGAUCGAAAGACUUAUUUAAGUCACAUGGCGAGGACUGGGCUGGUACCAGUGAUGAAAAUCACGAAUGAGCUUUAAUGCAGAAGUUAUUAUUUGUGUAGGUGAAUGACUUGUUUAUAUUUUUAAUUUUUUAACCGUUAACUGUUUUAAAAAUAUUUUCUAACCUUUCAAUGGAGAAUUUACAUCUUACCAUGACUAAUGUAUGCAAAAAUUAUAUAACUGAAAAAGCAUUAAGAGAAAUGUUUAUAUAUUAAUAAAGUUAAUC